This is a messenger RNA of Paramecium tetraurelia, 1584 nucleotides long. RefSeq lists its product as uncharacterized. The record is from RefSeq and is a predicted model, not a curated record. NCBI's taxonomy places the organism in Eukaryota, Ciliophora, Oligohymenophorea, Peniculida, Parameciidae. The transcript has 3 exons.
AUGAAAAGAUCGAGAUUUAAUUUCUAAAGUGCUGCUGAGAGAGGUUUGGCUAAGGAUGACAAGUUUGUUCCAAAAUAAAUAAAUUAGAAUGAACCUGAUAUAUUCUUUCCUCCUUUUAUUCUCCCUCAUCAGUAUAAUGCAUUAAAUCUUUCAGUGCAUUUAUCCAGAAAAUAUAAUGGUGAAAGUUGUCCAGAACAAUAAGCGAAAGUGUUGAAUGAAUCUUAGAUGACGAAAUUUAUCUAACCACAAAAAGAAAGUAAAAUAUCAGCAGUUCAAGAUAUAUAACUAAAUACUCAAUAAUCUAUUCAAUUUUAAGAGCUUAGUGAUGAAAAUCUAGGAUUUUAUCACAAUUUCCUUUAUGAAUAGUCCACUGAAUAAAAUCUUGAAAAAAGAUUUUGCACAAACUAAAGCUAUUUUUCAUAGAAUUAAUUUUACCUGAAUCAUUCUCCAAAAAAGCGGCAAUCUUCUUUUCAAAUAAAUUAAAAUUUAAAAACUUUAGAUUAUACAACUGAAAAGGAAGAUCCAUAUGAUGUGGAAGAACAUAUGUCAUUCAUACUGAAAAAUAAUAAUUCAGUAUAAAAAGUAUUCAAAAAAGAUGAGGACGAUGCAUCCUAAGAUAAAAAAUAAUAAAUCUUUUAGACCUUUUAGAAUACUUAAAACUAAGUUCAGUUGUAAAUCAAAACAAAUAAAUUUAAAACCUAUUUUUUGGUUGUUCGGGCUGUAUUUAGAAUGAUGAUAUUAGUGAGACCAAAGAAAAAAUUAUGGCUAUAGAGUUAGUAGCUAUAUUUUCAACUAAGCAAAAUUUUUAAAUUUAAGGAUAAAUAGGUCUAGAGUAAAAUAAAGCAAUGGACUCAGAUAUCCUUGACUAAAGUUCUUUCUGUAUUAAAAUUUUAAACACUUAAAUAAUGGAAUUUUAUUGUAAUAUUUCUAUUAAGAAUAUAGGAAAGCAAUCUCGAAGAUUUCUAUAAAGACUUAGCUAUAACUAACUUUUUAAAUUUAUGCUCUCAUCUUAUUUCCAACCUUGAAAUCACAACACAGUCUCAAACUUUUUUACCGGAGCUUGGAUAUUAAUCUUAUUUAGAAUAAUUUGUAGAAUAUAGACAAUCAUAUAACAUAUUUGUAACUAAAAGAACUAACUACCUAUAAAACAAAUACUCUAAAAUAACACCUAAAGAAAAGGCGAUGAUAGCUACAGAGUGUGUACUUAUGAAUAAUUUUAUCCCAAAUUUAGUCCUGCUUACUGAAAACAAAAAAAUUUUCAAUUCAGAUGAUUAAAAUAUCUAAUUUUUGAUCAGAGGUUUUAUUAGUAUUCUCCAAUAAUUAUUUAUAACUACAUUUUCUGACAUUCCAGAAGUUAAAAAACCUAAUACUUAAUUUUAAUAUUAGUAAAUGCAAAUAGGAAAAAAUAAGUUUGGAAUGAUUUUAGUUCCGAUUCAAACUGAUAUAGAAGAGUUUUUUAAAGGAACUUUUAAAAGCGACUAAUUAAGAUUGGUAUUAGAAAGGCGAAGUUGGUACUCUAAUCUAACAAAAAAAUUUAAAAAAGUAGUUUAAAAUAUAUACUAGCAUAAAAUAAACGAUAUAUGA